AUGUAUGGCACUUUGUUUCUGCAUAUCUAAUUAAUAUAUUUAGAGGGUACAGCUUACACCAUAGAAGAUGAGAUCAUCACCACCUAGCUGGUCCAACAAAUAAACAGGGACUUAAAGGAAAGACCAGAUUUGAUGUAGCUGACAUUUGAAAAUAACAACAUUGUUGAUGUUGAUGGCAUAUGCCAAGUCUUCUCUUCUCUUAGAAACUAUGAAAAGCUAGAGGGUAUUAACUUUAGAUGUAAUAACUUCACUGACAGAGUUAUUGAGGCUCUAUGUUAGGGUAUUAAGAUGAAGAAAGAAUUAAGAACAGUAGACUUGGGGGAAAAUAGAAUAACAGACCAGAGUAUUUCGAUGAUAGGAGAAGCAUUAAGAACUCACGUAAGACUUCAUAUGUUGUUUUUAGAUAACAACAAAAUAACUGAUGCAGGGGCUGAAGGCCUUGCUGAAUGCUUAAAAAAUAAAUAAGAUCUAAGAAUAUUGAAUAUCGAUAAUAAUCAGAUAGGCCCAGAUGGUGCUAGAAAACUAGCUGUUUAAUUAAAAAGUAACUAUGGGUUAAGCAAAUUGUAUUGCGAUCAAAAUAAAAUGGGAGAAGAUGGCGCUGCAGCUAUUGCUGAAUCUAUGGCUAUGAUGGAUUCACUUAAAAAGAUCUGUAUGGAGAACAACAAUAUCAAAGAUAAGGGGGCAUUGGCAUUGAGCAGAGUGUUGGAUGAAAAUGACACUCUUCUUUCAUUAUAUAUUGAGAACAAUCAAAUAACAUCUGUAGGUGCCCAGGCUUUAGCCAAGAUGUUGAAAAAUAAAAUGAAGCUUUCAAAAAUCAACUUGAAUCAUAACCCUAUAGGUGAUGAAGGACUUUCAUACAUCAGUGAAGGAAUAGCAAAUAAUGAGACAUUAAGAGUCAUUACAAUCGCCGAUGCUGGCAUAACAAAGGAAAGUGUCCCUAUUUUCGCAAGAUCAUUACAAAACAAAAGAUUUUUGACUAAGAUAUUGUUGGACUAAAAUAAGAUUGGAGUCGAUGGUGCUAAGAUACUAGCUUCAGGUAUAAAAGAAAAUGAGACUCUCACUAAUCUACAUUUAUCACAUUGCUUAAUUUUAGAAGAAGGAGCUAUUGCUCUAGCUUCAUCACUACAAAAUAAGAGAAACUUACUAGUUCUAGAUUUGAAUAAUAAUAAGAUACUGGCUGGAGGUUGUAUAGCCAUUUGCAAGAAUAUUCAACAUCAUACAACUUUGAGAGAACUUUAUAUGUCUAAUAAUUAUAUUGGGCCUGAUGGUGCUAAAUAACUAGCAAAGGUUUUGCUUAACAAAAAAUAUAUAACUGAGAUUUGGUUAUCUAUGAAUGGAAUAUUUGCUGAAGGGGCUGUAGCUCUUGGUGAGGCUUUGAAAGACAAAAAAUAUCUCGAAGUUUUGGUAUUAAAAAAGAAUGACAUAAAUAUUCAAGGUAUUAGAGCAUUAAAAGAAGUCUUAAACUUAUCAAAGACAAUUAAAGAACUCAAUUUAGCGAGUAAUGGAAUUGGGGAUGAAGGAGCUGCCAUUGUUUGUGACGCUUUAAUUAAUAAACAAAACCAACAACUUAGCUAUUUGGGAUUAUCUGAUAAUAAGAUAACUACCUAAGGAGCUAUAAAAGUAGCUUAACUGAUCACUAAAUGUGAUACUUUAACAGAGUUAUUCUUAGCUAACAAUAAUAUAGAUAAUGAGGGAGCUAAAGCUCUUGUUAAAGCUAUUAAAGGUCGACAAGACUUUAAAAACAUUGAUCUUGAUAACAACUAAUUUAGUGGGGAGGCAAUUACAGAGCUUUUUACUAUUUUGCCUCUAAAUAAAUUGAAUCUCAUUAAAUCAAAUUUAACUGAGGCUUAAGUGACUCCAAUAGCGAAAUAAAUAAAGCAUAAUAAAAGCUUGAGUUAAAUUUACAUGUCGCAUAAUAACUUGACUGAUCAUUCAAUUGGAUUACUUGCUGAAGCAAUCAAAGAAAAUUCUUCAUUGACUGAGCUAUUCAUUACUCAUAAUGAUUUGAGCUUGCCAAAUGGAAUAAACUUUAUUUAAGGGCUUCAGAAUAAACCUAAUCUUAAAAGUCUAGCAUUAAACUCUUGUAAACUAAAUCAAAGCUUGUUGAGAGAAUUAGCUGAGUCUUUAAAAGAUAAUGAAAAUCUGAGAGAACUUUAUCUAUACAGUAAUUAGAUCGGUCCAACCUAAGCUGUAUAUGUAAGUCAAAUAAUUGCCAAUAAAAGAAAAUUGGCCUCCUUAGGAUUAUCAAACAAUCAAAUAGCAGAAGAUGGUGCAGUGAAUUUAGCUUAAAAUGGACUAAUAGAUAAAGAAAAUCUAGCCAAACUAAGUCUAGAAGGUAAUUUUAUCGGAGGUGCUGGCUUAAUAGCAGUCUCAGAAGUUUUGAUGAAUAAUACUGAACUCUAAGAAUUAUAUCUUUACAACAAUCACUUGGAUGAUGUCGGAAUGGAUAAACUUGGUCAAAUGCUUGCUAAUAAGACAAAUUUAUUUGCUUUGGGGCUUGAAUUUAAUAAAAUAGGUGCAGAGGGUGCAUCCCAUAUCUUAGUCAAUGUGAAAAAGUUGAAAAACUUUGAGAAGCUAUAUCUUAACCAAAAUGAUAUAAAAAAAGAAGUUGGCGAUGCUAUAAUAGAUUGCUUAUCGGUAAUUGAGAAUCUUAAAGAACUCAGAUUAAGCAAUAAUAAAUUAGGAGAUGAAGGUGGAAAAGCCAUUGCAUAAGCUUUAAAGAACAAUAAGUCACUUAGGAUCUGUCAUUUAAGUAAUAAUAAGUUCUCAGCUGAAGCAGCUAAGGGGAUGGCAGAAGUAAUCAGAGUCAACACAGUCCUAAGGGAUCUAGACUUAUCAAGCAACCUAAUAAUUAUGGAGGAACUUUAAGAAUUGGCAAACUCUUUCAAAGAGGCCAGUCUUGAAUGCCUUAAUCUUAGAAACAACUUAAUAUCAGCUGAGGAAAUUCUUGCAUUUGAUUAGGUUUUGCAGUUCGUCACCAAUCUUCCUAAGAGGAAGUUCUUGUUUUGA
Molecule: messenger RNA, 3009 nt
Organism: Stylonychia lemnae
Lineage: Eukaryota; Ciliophora; Spirotrichea; Sporadotrichida; Oxytrichidae
Source: the annotation of a GenBank genome assembly